Molecule: messenger RNA, 885 nt
Organism: Gastrolobium bilobum
Lineage: Eukaryota; Viridiplantae; Streptophyta; Magnoliopsida; Fabales; Fabaceae
Product: probable WRKY transcription factor 70
Exons: 3
Coding region: 1-885 (294 amino acids)
Biological process (GO): regulation of DNA-templated transcription
Molecular function (GO): sequence-specific DNA binding; DNA-binding transcription factor activity
Source: RefSeq, a predicted model, not a curated record
AUGGAAAAUCAAUCUCCAAAUGGCAAAAAGGCAAUGGAAGAAGAGCUAAUGAGAGGGCGUGACAUGGCAAGGGAGUUACUUGAAGUACUUGCAAACGAGGAAGGGUCAAAGUCAGUUUUACCAAUUGCUGAGGAUCUUGUUCUCAAUGUAAUGAGAUCAUUCACAAAUACCCUUUUGCUCUUGAACACCAACCAUGAUGACUCCAAUGAGGUGGUGGCGCCUAUAACUAUUGGAGAUUUCACUUUCUCCGCUAACAACUGCCCAAAGCUGAAGGAUGUCGAUGAAACUUGCAAGAGUAUCAAAACUCACGACACCAAAAAUCGAAGAGGGUGCUAUAAGAGAAAAUCAAUUGCGCCAACUUGGGAGGAGGACACCUCAAUUCUGAUUGAAGAUGGCCAUGGGUGGAGAAAGUAUGGACAAAAAAUGACAAUGAAUGCCAAAUACCUCAGGAGCUACUACAGGUGUACUCACAAAUAUGAUGAGGGUUGCGAAGCAAUCAAACAUGUUCAGAGAAUUCAAAAAGACCCUCCAUUGUACCGGACAACCUAUUAUGGCUAUCACACUUGCAAAAGCCCUUUGAAUCCCGAGAUAAUUUUGGAACCUGUUUCUUCCUUUGGCUCUUCUAUAUUACUUAGCUUUAAUAACAGCCUUCCAAGCAAACAAGAACACCCGUUUUCAUCACCAUUUUUUGCAUCAAAGAAACAGAAGCCAACGGAAGUGGUUCACUAUGACCAUAUUGCUCAAAACCAAUUGUCGUCCUUAGAAGACCUCCUAUUAUGCGAUUAUGAAAAUUAUUUCGAUUAUUCGAGUCAUGUCACUAUGCUAUCAUCGACCAAAUCCGUUGAUUUUGACAAUUUUUAUGAGCAGUUUGAUUUUGAUGGUUAG